Molecule: messenger RNA, 2314 nt
Organism: Kogia breviceps (pygmy sperm whale)
Lineage: Eukaryota; Metazoa; Chordata; Mammalia; Artiodactyla; Physeteridae
Gene: MIPOL1
Product: mirror-image polydactyly 1
Source: RefSeq, a predicted model, not a curated record
GCCCGGCGCCCGUUCCAUCCUCUGCUCCCCGUGGGCCCCCUCGCGCGGCUGGUGGCUGGCUCGCUCCCCGGUCGCUGCCUGUGGGGACGUUCGCAGGCGAGCGCACCUCCUUGCGCGGAAGAGCCCCGGGCUGGGAGGCUCCGAGUGAGCGUCGAUUGGUUGACGUGGUGCCUGCGCGUCGGGCCUGAGAAAGUCUGGGCGAGCGCGCAGAGUCGGCUCCUGGGGCGGUGCGGGGCGCAUCUCAGCUUCAAAUCUUGGCGCAGAAACCAGAGACAUUGCCAGAGCAAACAGGAACGGGAGUACAAAUGGAUGACUGGUCAAAAGAUGUAACCCAUGGUUAUCUUGAACAAGAGACCACGGGGAGAAAUAAAAGUACACAGCCAGAUGAGCAACUGCCUGUGAAUUCUAAGGGAAGCAUGCAUCAGAAAUCCAAUGAAUUAGUUAAUGAAGCUACAUAUGAAGGCAUAGAAUUGCCAGAGCAGAGAUCAAGGAAUUUUCAAGUCAUCAGUCCUCAUCUAGGUGAUGAGACAGCUUACUGCACUACAGAAAAGUCCAACAUUAUGGAACAUAGAAAUAAUGAUAUGCAUUACAAAUGUAUGAUUCCUUGUCAAGUUACUUCAGACUUAAAUAAAGAGGAGACAAUAGCAUUGCUUCUCAAAGAAUUGGACAUUCUCAAAGCAAGCAAUAAAAAGCUUCAAGAAAAACUGACUAAAGAAGAUAAAGAACAGAGAAAACUAAAGCUUAAACUGGAACUCCAAGAAAAAGCAACAGAAGCUCAAAUUGCUGAAAAAACAGCAGCUCUGGUUGAAGAGGUGUAUUUUGCACAGAGAGAACGUGAUGAAGCUAUUAUGUCUCGACUGCAGUUAGCCAAUGAGGAGAGAGAUGAAGCAGUUGCACGAUCCAAGCAUAUGGAAAUGUCUCUAAAACUGCUAGAAAAUAUUAACCCUGAAGAAAAUGACAUGACAUUACAGGAAUUACUGAACAGAAUAAACAAUGCAGACACAGGGAUAGCUAUUCAGAAGAAUGGAGCUAUAAUUGUGGAUAGAAUCUACAAGACCAAGGAAUGUAAAAAGAGAAUAACUGCAGAAGAAAUGAAUGCAGUGAUUGAAGAACGGGAUGCUGCUUUGUCUCAGUGCAAACGGCUAGAGCAGGAGCUUCAUCAUCUGAAAGAGCAGAACCAGACUUCAGCAAACAACAUGAGACAUCUGACUGCUGAAAACAAUCAAGAACGUGCUCUGAAGGCAAAGUUGUUAGCUAUGCAACAAGCCAGAGAAACUGCAGUUCAACAAUUCAAAAAACUGGAAGAAGAAAUCCAGACACUUCGAGUUUACUACAGUUUACACAAAUCUUUAUCCCAAGAAGAAAAUCUGAAGGAUCAAUUUAACCAUACCCUUAGUACCUAUGAAGAAGCUUUAAAAAAUAGAGAGAACAUUGUUUCCAUCACUCAACAACAAAAUGACGAACUAGCUACCCAACUGCAGCAAGCUCUGACAGAUCGAGCAAACAUGGAAUUAGAGCUUCAGCACACCAUAGAGGCCUCCCAAGCAGCCAAUGACAAAGUUCAGAAGUUGGAAAGGCUGGUGGACGUCCUAAGGAAGAAGGUUGGAACAGGGACCAUGAGGACAGUGAUCUGACUGAGAGAAAAACGAGUCUGGGGAAGCAAUCACAUCUGGUGACCAGGCUGCUUCAUUCAACACUGUGUAAACACUAAAGCCUUAACUUAGCAAACAGUUGUUAGAAGUGGGACACUCCAACCACAUUCCAAGCUGAGAUAAAAUCAAAUCACAAAUGUUUAACCACUUUGCUGCUGACUUGAGUUAUUUAUCCAAAUGUAUUAACUACAGACUUUUACCAAUGGGUAGCUAUAAAGUUGCAGCUUAUUUUGUAACUAUUUUAUAUCUCACUGUAUUUAAUACAAAUAUUUUUGCUGAAAGACCAUAGUAAAGUUGGUCAGGAUCAUAUCUUCACAUAUGGCCCUUUCUGAAUCAAAAUACAGCAAAGUAAAUAUUGCCUAAACCUUAAUCCACUGUGUUAGGUCAAAACUUCAAAUACAUACAUUUUCAAUGUAGAGUUUAUUUCUUAACCAAUAAGAGAAGCACAUACAUAAGAGUGUAUAGUCUUCCUUCAAUGCAUGCAUGUAAUCUUUGUUAGUUUUAAAGAAUAUUAAGCAUAGAUACCAAGAAUCAAUGUAUAAUUUGCCUUAAUAAGAGUUUAGUAUAUUAAAAUUACAUUAAUCAAGGUAUGAUUUUUCUUUCACUACAAAUAAUGCACAGUUUUCAAUAAAAAGAGGGUAUUGUUAAUGUGUACUUAUAAA